Schistocerca americana (American grasshopper) is the source of this 864-nucleotide messenger RNA. RefSeq lists its product as uncharacterized. The record is from RefSeq and is a predicted model, not a curated record. The coding region runs from base 1 to 864 and encodes 287 amino acids. The transcript has 9 exons. NCBI's taxonomy places the organism in Eukaryota, Metazoa, Arthropoda, Insecta, Orthoptera, Acrididae.
AUGCAAACGAAAGAAAAUGCAAUCAUUAGCGCAAUCCAAAGUCACCAGAAUGUUUUAUUUCAAUUUAAACAUCGAGCUGUUACUUACCCAAAAACUAAUUAUUCACGCAGUCAUCCCCUGUACGCAGAUACAUUGGAAUUUAAACAUCGAGCUGUUACUUACCCAAAAACUAAUUAUUCACGCAGUCAUCCCCUGUACGCAGAUACAUUGGAAUUUAAACAUCGAGCUGUUACUUACCCAAAAACUAAUUAUUCACGCAGUCAUCCCCUGUACGCAGAUACAUUGGGUGUGAGGAAUGCUAUAAAAGAAUUUAAACUUCGAUCUGUUACUUACCCAAAAACUAAUUAUUCACGCAGUCAUCCCCUGAACGCAGAUACAUUCGAAUUUAAACAUCGAGCUGUUACCUACCCAAAAACUAAUUAUUCACGCAGUCAUCCCCUGUACGCAGAUACAUUGGGUGUGAAGAAUGCUAUAAUAUGUCGCCGCUCCCACAUAUCCCUUGUCAACCUGCUAACGAAAGAAAAUGCAAUCAUUACCGCAAACCAAAGUCACCAGAAUGUGUAUUUUGAUCUGUAUUCUAUAACAUACGGAAAAGAAUUUAAACAUCGAGCUGUUACUUACCCAAAAACUAAUUAUUCACGCAGUCAUCCCCUGUACGCAGAUACAUUGGAGUUUAAACUUCGAUCUGUUACUUACCCAAAAACUAAUUAUUCACGCAGUCAUCCCCUGAACGCAGAUACAUUCGAAUUUAAACAUCGAGCUGUUACUUACCCAAAAACUAAUUAUUCACGCAGUCAUACCCUGUACGCAGAUACAUUGGGUGUGAAGAAUGCUAUGUGCACAGCACUAGCGAUUUUCUUCUAG